Aspergillus lentulus is the source of this 351-nucleotide messenger RNA. The record is from RefSeq and is a predicted model, not a curated record. Lineage: Eukaryota; Fungi; Ascomycota; Eurotiomycetes; Eurotiales; Aspergillaceae.
UCCUCCAGCGGCUCUGCUUCCUCUGGCUCUGCUUCCUCCGGCGGCUCUGCUUCCUCUGGUGGCUCUGCUUCCUCCGGCGGCUCUGCUUCCUCUGGUGGCUCUGCUUCCUCCGGUGGCUCUGCUUCCUCUGGUGGCUCUGCUUCCUCCGGUGGUUCUCCUGCUGGCCCUGAGGCCGCCGAGACCCCUUGCGAGACGUUGGUUUCUGAGACUGUUGUCCCCAUUGCUACCAAGACCGGGUCCGUCUCUAGCGGUGCUGCGGCCAUCACCGCUGCCCCUACCGCGGUGCCUUCUAAGGGUCCCAAGGUGGUCACCAUCACCACGACCGUCAUCGUUUCCGCCUGCGACUACUAG